AUGCAGGCUGCCAAGUACAUCCUUCUCGGUACAGAAUUGUACAAAAGAGGAAUUUCAACACUCAUGUUGAAAUGUCUUGAUGAGAAUCAGGCCGGUUAUGUGAUAAGGAAAAUUCAUGAGGGCAUUUGGGGUACCUAUUCGGGUGAACGAACCAUGGCAGCUAAAAUUCUGAGAGCCAGAUACUUUUGGCUGACACUAUCUAAAGACUGCGACAUCUUUGUAAAGAAGUGCAUUCCUUGUCAGCAACACGGCCCCCACAUACACCAACAUGCCGACACCAUCCAUCCCAUCACCUCACCAUGGCCCUUCACCAUUUGGGGAAUGGACCUUCUCAGACCUUUUCCCUUGGCAAAGGGACAAUAUAACGGACUACAAUUCACGGAUCGACGAUUUAAUGAAUUUCUGGAAGGACUGCAGAUCAAACACAAAGUCACAUCUGCUGAACAUCCUUAG
Abrus precatorius (Indian licorice) is the source of this 453-nucleotide messenger RNA. RefSeq lists its product as uncharacterized. NCBI's taxonomy places the organism in Eukaryota, Viridiplantae, Streptophyta, Magnoliopsida, Fabales, Fabaceae. The record is from RefSeq and is a predicted model, not a curated record. The transcript has 2 exons. Bases 1 to 453 code for a protein of 150 amino acids.